Molecule: messenger RNA, 433 nt
Organism: Saprolegnia diclina VS20
Lineage: Eukaryota; Oomycota; Saprolegniomycetes; Saprolegniales; Saprolegniaceae
Exons: 1
Coding region: 42-371 (109 amino acids)
Source: RefSeq, a predicted model, not a curated record
CUGAAAUCUACCAUUUGGACGAAGCAAGCCGAAGCAGCAACAUGGGCCAAGGUGCGUCGCUUGUCAAGACGAUCGUCGCCGACUCGCGCGAGCUCGUGCGCAUGACCAACAAGGACGCGUACAUGGCGCAGUACAAGGCCUACGCGGAGGCGACGGCCAAGCUCGAUGCGGCCAAGAAGCAGAACGCGCUGCUGCAAGAACAGCUCGAGAAGACAAAGAACCAUGCGUAUGCGCAGUCGGAAGCAUUCCAGAGGCAGAAGCUCGAGAUGGACAAGCAAAUCGACAAGUUUGUGAGUUUGCACUCGAUCGGCCACGACGUGCGCGAGCGCCACGAGCAGAUUCUGGACCAGAUCAAGAAGACCACCAAGUAGACUAAUAACACCGAAUCACGCAGGGUGCUUGAUGCAGCCUGUGUCCAUGAGUGUGGCUUCUA